CCUGAUUAAACUAAACGGUUGCCUUCAAGAGGCUGCUCUGAGUUUGAGAAAUUUGUAGAGAAAAAAAGGGGAGACCUUAUAAAUUAAGAGAGCGCCGUUUGAGACACCGAUGCAACUUUUCAAAAGAAGCAAUCAGACAACUCAAGAAGUGAAUGCGAUGCCGAUUAAGCUUUAUUACCGAGAAUAUCCGAGUACGCAGGACGACAACGAACUCGAGAACUCUUACAAAACCGUCGACAGGACAACGUUGAAUUAUUUAAGAAGCCACGAUCCUAAUCUGCCGUAUUCGAUUAACACUUUGCAUCUGCAAAAUCCGUAUCAACCGCCUCAAAUUUUGGAAGGAUACGCGUCACGAGAAAAUUUCAAAGUACGACCAACACCCUUCAAGAUUAUGUACCGAUCGAAAGAUACAACGUUGAGAUCUAGAUACAAUAAGAAGUCGAUGCUCAAAAAAGAAAGUACUCUAGCGCAAAAUUUGGACCAGGAUGAUGAUAAAAAUUCAAGUAAAGGUGAAAAUCAAUUGCGUUUGAAACAUUUGGAUGUUAAAAACACUAUAAAGCAAUACUGUACAAACAGUAGUCUUCAUGGUUUACGUUAUAUUGGUGACUCAAAUUUAACAAUACUCGAAAGAGUCUUCUGGAUAAUUUCGUUUUCUCUCGCAUUUCUAACCGCAGCUUAUUACAUUUGGUUUCUGUACAGAAAAUGGGUUUCAACGCCCAUUAUCAUCUCUCUAAGCCCUGAAUCAGUGUCUCUAAGCGAGUUUCCGUUUCCUUCGGUUACCGUUUGCAAUAUGAACAACGCAAAGAAGAGCGAGGCUGCUCGAAUAAACGCUGGUAACGACGCACGCAAGAAAAUCUUGCUGGAUGAUAGAUGCAAUUUUGAUCAUAAUACGAGUCUAAAUCUUGACGAGACUGCAAUCAAUUGGAACAAUAUGCUACAUUUUAUGAUUAACGUAUCACAAUCCUGUACAGAGAUGCUACAUCUAUGUAAAUGGCAUGGAAAUCUAACUGACUGUGAAAAGAUUUUUAAUCCCACGAUGACCGACGAAGGAAUAUGUUGCAAUUUUAAUUCGGUACACAGGAAAUACUUGUUUUACAAUCCACGAGACUGGUCCGAUCUGAACAUCACGUUUCCGUUUAACAGCAUCGACUGGAGUCCGGAAACUGGUUACGACGAGAACGUGGCCCCGGAUUCCAUACCAUGGAGACCUUACGGUGCUGGACAAUUCUACGGUCUCACUUUAGUCCUUGAUGCGGAUGUUGGGGAGUAUUAUUGCUCGUCUACCGCCAGUGUUGGCUUCAAGUUGCUGUUGCACAAUCCAGUCGAAACACCGAAGAUCGCAGAAUUUGCGUUCUCAGUGACCCCGGGAGAUGAGACCAGGGUAAUCGUGGCGCCUCGGAUAUCGACCGCCAGCAAGUCGAUAAUAUCCGUUCCUCAGAGGAAGAGGAAGUGCUUCUUCACAUCCGAGAGAAAGUUGCGCUAUUAUAGAACUUACACGCAGAGGAAUUGUGUCCUCGAGUGCGAGGCAAAUUUCACGCAGAAGAUUUGUCACUGCGUUCAAUAUUACAUGCCCAAAUCGUCGAACACACCGAUCUGUGAAAAGAAGGACGAGACUUGUGCGACGAUUGCCCGCCGAGCAAUGGAAGUGAAGCUUUACGACGAUGACAUUGGUAUAUCUUCUCUGAACGUUUCUGAAACACCUAGUUGUAAUUGCUAUCCAGGAUGCUUUGAGAUCAACUACAGCGUCCAAAUUUCGCAGAGUAAAUUGGUGCCCUCGUUCUCUAUCUCGGAUAACUAUGUGACGAAGGGCAGGGAAUAUUUUACGGAGAACAUGGCAGUGGUCCAUUUGUUCUUCGUCGACUCUCAGUUUACGAAAUACGUGAAGAACGAGCUGUUUGGAUUCACGGAGUUUCUCUCCAGCACAGGUGGUUUGUUGGGACUCUUCAUGGGCUUUAGCUUCCUAUCCUUGGUGGAGAUCAUUUACUUCGCAACAUUACGUCUAUGGUGCCGUGUACAAAAGAACAAACAGACUCAUAAUGUCCUUCAGGUACAUCCUUUGGAUUCAGGUCAAAAUAUUGUGUACCCCUUUGUACAGUGAUUUAUCAUAAACCACACGGUAAAUACAGCUUACUAGAUCUAUAAAACAAUACACUAAAAAUAUACAUUGUUUUUUACGAGUGUAAACUAUGUAAAAUACAUUUUAUAAAGACGCAGCAGAAAUUUGAAUUUAUCGCUACUGGAAUUCGAGGGUUUCGAUUAUCGAAGAUUUUCGAUUAUUCGAUGUAUCGAACAUGUACAGGACGUAACAAUAGUUGAUCGAAAUUAUCUGAAUAAUUUGACAGUAUUUUAUUUGAAUAAACGUAAUUGCUAAAUUUAUAGAUUAAUUAUACUAAAUGAUUUUUUGUCGACAAUUAUUUUCUUCUAUGAUGUAAGUACAGGAUAAAUUUAAUAGAGCACGCUUUAAUGUAAGCGCAGUUGACUGACUUUUGUCAGACACUGUACAAAGAUGACAACGACUAUGUUACAUGAUACUUUGUUAUAUUAAUACAAUGACAGAAUAGCGCACAUAGAUCAUAAUUAUGUACGGAUUUAAUUUGUUCUGGCGUCUUGAUUACCUAAUUGGUCGACCUCGAUUAACAGAGAUCCUAUUGUAUAUGUUAAAAUUAAUUAUCUGUCAUAGUAUACUUAUUAAGAAAAUAACUUAUUUCUGUCGGUAAGAAGAUAAUUUAUACGUAUAGGGGAACUAAGCAAAAACAAACAAUCUAAAAGAUAAUUUAAACUUUAUGGCUUUUAAAGUUUUUAUGGAGUUGCAACGUAGAAUUACAUGCCGCACGAGAAAAUAUUGACACUCUUAUAAACAAUUACAACCUGUCAUCAUAGUAUGAUAAUUAAAUAACCUAAUCAAAGGAGAGUAUGGAAUCUUUAUUAAACUAUUAUUUUUAAACUAGCUAUCACUUUUCAAAGCACAAAAAGCAAUUUUAUGACAAUAUGACCGACGGUACUUAUUACAAAGAAAUGUAUCUUUUUCAAUGACCUACCUUCAGCGUGAGAUUUUUGAUGAAAUUUCAAUCGUAACCCAGUAUCAUUCUUGGGAAUAUUAUGAGGCGGUUGCAAUGAAAAAUAUUGUCACAUAAAGGAAUUAUAAGCACUCAACACUAAACACACUUCAACAUUUUCCACAACGCCAUGUUUAUUCCUUGACGGUGCGCGUGUGACUAAAUUCACGCGCAGCACGAGACUGUCGACUAUGGUCACGUCGUUCAUCGAACCGGUUGCGCAUGCGCACCACGAAUCCGCCAUUUUUCAAAAUAUUUUCUUCCACGCGAAUUUCAAGCUUUAAUUUUUAUAAAAUUUAAAACUUUCUAUUCAUUUUAUCAAACAAUUAUGAUUAUCAAAUUAAAGUUUGUUGUUUGUUGUCCAACAAAUAGGAAAUUUCUUGAAAAUCAAAGUGAAUAAAAAUAUAAAAUAUACAAAAUGAAAAAUGAGGAAGAACUGAUUGUUAUAAUUGAUGUUUAGACAUACUAAUAUUGUUAGAUACGCAUGCCCGCUAAAUAAAAUUCACGUGAAUCUUCAAAAAUGAAAAUGUCCCAUGGACAUCAUUUAUUAUUAUACCUAAUGUCUGAUAUAAUCGUGCGCUAACUUUUAAUCGGUACGAUUUCCUUAUCUAGGCAAUAAUUAAUAUGAUACAUGUUACAUUCAAAAUUAUAAUUCUAGUUAUAUUGACAGCAGACUAAUCUAAAGUGACAAUCUUUUUUUCCCUUCAUACAAAACGGUGUCUUUGUAUACACGCAUUUCAUAAGUUCUUUCACAGUGGCUUCACCAUCGCUAUUUGCAUAGUUUUUCUUUUUUUCUUUCUUUUGCAAACACAAAGAUAAAAGAAAAAGAAAAAACAUCGAUUUGCCACAUUCUCGGGUCAAGUAAAAAACACGCGAAAGUCGAAGCCAAAGGAAAACGGAAGAUUGAAACUUAAAUUUUAAAAGAGCGCAUCCCGUAAUACAAUUCGCUUUUUUUUUCUAUAUAACACGUGUUACAUGAUAAAAGUAAUUCAUUUUCAUUUUUAACUACAUCUUCCGAAGAACGAUCUUCAGCAUUCUCAUACGGCAAACGAUGAAAAUACCAAGAUCGUUUAAAAUUUACAACAUUCUUGGAACAACGAUUUCGGUAUUCUCACAGAUACAACGACGAUGAGAAUACCGACGAAAAAUCGUUAAAAUUCUCCCGUGAAAGAACGAAAAUAAUGAUUAUCUUCUUCUUCUUCUUCUUCUUCAUCGUACACAUUUGUAUGUAUAACUUUACAUUCGUACUAGUAGAAUAUUAGAAAGUGCAUAGAUUUCCAAAAACUUUUUCCUUUCUUCUUCUUUUUUCUCUCUCUCUCUCUCUCUCUCUCUUUACAAUGGCAAAUGAAAAAAUAUUUCAAUAGAUACCCUGAAAAUAAAUUAUUAGAUUAAAUAUACAGUCUCACAUCGUUAUACGCGUUUUUAUCAAUGUUCCUUUCCUUAUUUUCUUCUCCAGUCGUUGCGAUAGAAAAUUACAAGAUUUUUCUUUUUAAAUUCUUCUAUCUUCUUGAUUUCUACUAAUUUUUUCUUCUUCAAGUAGAAUGUAUGUUCCUUAUAUUUUACAAAGAGGCCAUUCGAUUCAUCUCAUGUACCAUCUCUUUGAUAAAUAAGAAAUCGACACUUCCUCUAUUCCGAUCUAUCUCAAAGAUGUAUCCUCUCCUUUUUUUUUCUUUUCUCUUUUUCUUCUAAUCGCUCGCUCCGCAUCAAAGACUUAACAAUACGACAAUGAACAGAUAAUUUAAUAGGAACGUGUUUCUUUUAUUAUCAUUAUCAAAAAUUCGUAUGAUCAGCAUUUAUUGCCCAUACAACUUGGUGUUAUGUAAAAAUUAAUCUAUAUCGCGAUAGGACUGCAUAUUUCUGUUCUAUUUAUCAAUCCUCCUCUUUUCAAUGAAGAAACUUUUACACAUGAUCCACGUAAUCGUACGUUUCCUUCCUGUAUUCUUUAGUUCCCUUUCUGUUGGCUAGACGACGAGCAUCGUUUGUCAAAAAGAAAUUAAAAUAAUAGGCAAACAAGACGAUACGAAAAUUCGUUUUCCCUUCUGUCUAACGAAGAAAGCUUUUGUACAAAAAAAAAAA
Messenger RNA from Osmia lignaria (orchard mason bee), 5132 nucleotides. RefSeq names its product pickpocket protein 28. Gene Ontology annotation, molecular function: ligand-gated sodium channel activity. Gene Ontology annotation, biological process: sodium ion transmembrane transport. NCBI's taxonomy places the organism in Eukaryota, Metazoa, Arthropoda, Insecta, Hymenoptera, Megachilidae. The record is from RefSeq and is a predicted model, not a curated record. Gene Ontology annotation, cellular component: plasma membrane.